GGAAUUUCAGGGGAACAAGGAAUUCCAGGACCUACGGGCCCUCAGGGAGUCCGUGGUUACCCAGGGCUCGCUGGACCAAAAGGAGAAACUGGACCAACGGGAUAUAAAGGGAUGAUUGGAUCAGUUGGUGCAGCUGGUAAACCUGGUGAGGAGGGGCCAAAGGGGCCCCCAGGAGAGCCAGGAGAGAAAGGAGAUAAGGGGUCACGAGGUGUCAUUGGACAAAUGGGAGCAAUGGGUCCUAAGGGAAACAAUGGUCUCCCUGGCAUUGAUGGCAAAGAUGGAAAUCCUGGUGUUAAUGGAGUGAAGGGCAGCCCUGGGCAAAAUGGC
Molecule: messenger RNA, 327 nt
Organism: Staurois parvus
Lineage: Eukaryota; Metazoa; Chordata; Amphibia; Anura; Ranidae
Source: the annotation of a GenBank genome assembly